CACAAGCUCUCGAGACGUGUCACAAGUAUAUCAAUUACACACAAGGUAUAGAAUAAAAAUACAAAAUUAGUGUUCUUUCAUAAUGCCCCAACGUAUCAAAGCAAACCACCAUAUACAAAACGUAUAAUUAAAAAAUUUUAUAGAGUCCUCCAAACAAAAAUGUGUACAUCCCUUUUACUACAGCUCCAUAUUUCCGGCGAGCCUUCAAAUCUGCUUCCGGAGGUGAAGGCUGGGAGUCAGCUGGUGCGAAUGACUGCUUACUGGCAGGCGGUAGUAAAUCUUUUUAAGUCUUCAUCCUCUGUCUGGGGCACAGUAGCAAUAUUGGGAGGUUUUAUCAAUACCAGUAAGGAAAAAAAAGCGAAAGAGUGACCCUUUGAGAGAGGAAGGGUGGGAGUGGUCACUCUUUCCAUCUCUGGACAACAAUAUGAGUGCGUGUAGUACCCCGAAAUCUUUGCCUUCUUCGGGACAGAAGUCCAUUCACGAUAUCAAUCACCCACUGGGCAUCGAAGAAGCGGCGCUUCUCACACCAAGCCCGGAGCUUCCCUAUACCAGCAGUAUCGGCGACAAGGAUUUGAGUUUGCCUAACGGAACACCGGCAGACACAUCCAGCCCUGCAUCCUCUUCGUCACUCCUUAACAGGCUGCAGCUAGAUGAUGACCUGGAUGGGGAGAUGAGGGACCUCUUUGUUUCAGUUGAUGAUCCCAAGAAGCACGUAUCCACAAUGGAGACUUACAUCUCUUACAGGGUCAAUACAAAGCCUCUUCCAGAAAAAUUUGUUGUAAAAGGAGUAGUGGAUCGUUUUUCUGAAGAAUUUGUUGAGACACGAAGAAAAGCUUUAGACAAAUUUUUAAAAAGGAUUGCAGAUCAUCCAGUUCUGUCUUUUAAUGAACAUUUCAAUGUUUUCCUGAGUGCAAAGGAUCUAAACGCCCAUAAAAAGCAAGGAAUGGCCUUACUUUCUAAGAUGGGGGAGUCUGUAAAAUAUGUCACUGGAGGUUACAAGCUCAGAAGUAGACCAAUGGAAUUUGCUGCCAUGGGGGAUUAUCUAGAAACGUUUGCUCAGAAGCUUGGCACUAUCGACAGAAUAGCACAGAGAAUAAUCAAGGAGCAAGCAGACUACCUAGUAGAGCUCCGGGAGUAUGGGCCUAUCUAUUCAUCAUGGGCAAGCUCUGAGGAACAACUGGGUGAACCCCUGGAAGGAGUAUCAGCUUGCAUUAGCAACUGCUAUUCCACCCUAGAGGAAUUAAUGGAUGAUGUAACGGAAGACUUCUUGCCUGUACUCAGGGAAUAUGUCCUGUAUACAGAAUCCAUGAAGAAUGUACUUAAGAAGAGGGACCAAGUGCAAGCAGAAUAUGAAGCCAAAUUAGAGGCAGCAGCCUUGAGGAGAGAAGAAAGGGCUGUGAUACCAACAGAUGUAGAGAAGUGUCAGGAUCGUCUGGAAUGUUUCAAUGCUGAUCUAAAAGCAGACUGGGAUAGAUGGCAGAAUAACAAACGGCAAGACUUUCGGCAGUUGCUGAUGGGAUUAGCAGACAAAAACAUCCAGUAUUAUGAGAAGUGCCUUGCUUCCUGGGAGUCAAUUAUUCCACUGUUACAGGACAAGCAGGAAACCAAAGAGGAACCCACUUCAUAGCCCACUCUUUUGUUGCGGCAUGGGGUAUACUACAAGGACAUUGCAUAUUGCCACACUACGUUCCAAAACAGAAUGGUUAGUGACUGAUCAGGAAGAAAUGGACUGAAUAAACAGCGUGAUUUGUUUUUUUUUUUUUUUUUUUUUUUUUUUUUAAGCCCCAAAUUCAUCUACAUUUUUCAUACAGAUGUCUUUCUAUGGUUACUAUCACACGAAAGGACAGAAUGCAUUUUUUUUCUUGCUGGUGAUGAAGUUGUUCCUCUUUUGGAGAACUCGAGUGGACUAAACACUAGAUAACUGCUUCUAUAUUUAAUGCUGAAGAGGCGAAAACUGAAAGGCCAGCAGAGAAGAGUGUGUUUUUUUUUUUUUUUUGGCCUUCUACCUCAGACAGCCAGAGCUUUGUUCCCUUUGAUGAACAUUUCUGAAAGGACGUGGACUAUUAAAGAUUAAAUUCUUCUGGUAAUUUAUGGCUCUAUGAUGCAUUAUGAGAAGGAACAUUAUGAUGAAAUGUUUCAUAAACAUUCCCCAGCACAUGGAUCUUAUGGCUGACAUCUUUCUGCCGUAAAAAUCUGUUAUUUCUUUCAGUUAAAUAAAACAUUCACAUUCAUGUAACUGCUAAA
Messenger RNA from Protopterus annectens (West African lungfish), 2244 nucleotides. RefSeq names its product sorting nexin family member 30 (gene SNX30). Lineage: Eukaryota; Metazoa; Chordata; Ceratodontiformes; Protopteridae. Gene Ontology annotation, molecular function: phosphatidylinositol binding; protein binding. The record is from RefSeq and is a predicted model, not a curated record. Gene Ontology annotation, cellular component: cytoplasm.